Gasterosteus aculeatus aculeatus (three-spined stickleback) is the source of this 4546-nucleotide messenger RNA. RefSeq names its product semaphorin-3E. The record is from RefSeq and is a predicted model, not a curated record. Gene Ontology annotation, cellular component: plasma membrane. Lineage: Eukaryota; Metazoa; Chordata; Actinopteri; Perciformes; Gasterosteidae. Gene Ontology annotation, molecular function: semaphorin receptor binding; chemorepellent activity. Gene Ontology annotation, biological process: neural crest cell migration; negative chemotaxis; semaphorin-plexin signaling pathway.
GGGAGGGAGCUCAAGAAAAUACAGAGGAAGGAGCCGGCAAUAUAAAGACCUGCAAAGCUGACACUCAAUGAUUUUUUUUACUCAGAGACACCACAGUGAGGCAGGUGGCCUCGGCUCAGAUCGGUAGCUGUGGCGUAGAAGCCAUCCUAGCCGCACUCACUAAGGCUUGAGGUGAGGUUUGGAUCCUCCCUGACCAUCGGAGCGUGGGCAGAGUUAGAGGAGCUUCACUUUCUUGCCCGGUGCGGGGAGACCGACACACGCCAGGCACGAGGCUCCCCGCUCCUCCCCUCUCCCACUCUGCCUUUUCCUGGGCUUGCGUCCAGAGAAUGACUGGCUCCAGAGGACCUAAGAAGAGGAACGCAGCCUGAGGAUACAGUAAAGCAGCUCCAGCCCUGCCUGCCCGCUUGCCUGCUGGGAAACAAAACAAAACAAAAAGAUCGGGAAGACAGGAUUCGAGCCGGGCGUGGAGACGGACAAACAGACAGAAGGACUGACAUAUGGAAGAGAGCAGUGGGCACUGCGGCGUGAAUGUAGCAACUGGACUUUUCUCCCUGGUUACUGAGACCAAACAAUCCUGUCCGGCGAGGUGGUGGGUGGAUGCAGCUUUCAUCAGGCUGCUAAAGGGCAGAGCAGAGACUGAAUAGAAGCUGCAGAGACAUAUGGUUGUUCCACAUUGUAGGGAUAGAGAGAAAAUGGACAGUUACGUCCAAGUAGACUUUGGUUGGAUCGCUAUCUCUUAUUAAACAUUGUUUGCACAAACUUGCAGCAAAAUUACUUUCUUUUUUUUUGUGGACUUUGCCGACCACAUUGAGUCUACCUGCAGGAUUUCUAUGUGAAUAAUCGUGAGGAGAGUUUCUAAAUGAAGAUGGCUGAGUGCAUUCGGACUGUGUACCUGACGCUGAUGCUGCUGUAUCUGGUUCUGCUCGGUACGGCUCACAGCACCUACCCGAGGAUACGGCUCUCUCACAAAGAACUCUGGCAGCUGAACAGGACCUGGGUGUUCCAGGGCCAUGGGACGGCAUCGCUUCAGCCCCAGACCAUGCUGCUGGACGAAGGCCACGGGAGGCUUUAUGUCGGGGCCAAGAAUACUCUGUUCUCCCUUAGCCUGGACCGGGUCAACACACAACACAGAGAGAUCCAGUGGGCCAGUACAGAAUCUCAGAAUGAGGAAUGUUUGAUGAAGGGAAGGGAAAAGUCGGAGUGUGCUAACUACAUCAAGGUCCUGCAACAGUACAACCAAACUCAUUUGCUGGUCUGUGGAACAGGAGCCUUUAACCCCACCUGCGCCCUGGUCAGAAUGGGACACACAGGGCAGGACAGGACGUUUGCUCUUGAGGAAGACAGCAUCAUGAGCGGCAGAGGACGGUGUCCAUAUGACUACAACAGCCCUUCCACGUCUACGCUCUCCAGAGGAGAGCUGUAUAUCGGCCUGUACACAGAUUACUGGGAGAAUGAUGGAGCGUUUUGUCGACUGAACAACCAGACCUACACGCGCACUGAACGAGACGACAAGCAGCAACUUAAUGAGCCUAAAUUUGUGGGGUCUGCAGUUAUUCCCGACAACGAUGACAGAGACGAUGAUAAAGUGUACUUCUUCUUCACUGAGCGGGAGAUGGAUUCUGAGGGAGGGAACAAGGCGAUGUUCACUCGUGUGGGCCGAGUCUGCGCGAAUGACCAAGGAGGACAGAGAAUGCUGGUGAACAGAUGGAGCUCCUUCCUGAAAACCCGUCUCAUCUGCUCUGUGGCCGGACCGAAUGGCAUCGAUACACACUUUGAUGAACUCGAGGAUGUGUUUGUGCUUAACAACAAGGACGGGAAAAACCCUGAAAUAUUUGGCCUCUUUAGCACGACAAGUGCGGUGUUCCAAGGCUUUGCAGUAUGUGUCUACCACAUGGAUGACAUAAGGGCAGCCUUUAAUGGUCCAUUCGCCUACCGAGAGAAACCUGAGCAUCACUGGACAGCUUAUGAGGACAGAGUCCCCUACCCUCGACCUGGAUCUUGUGCCAGUAAAGUGAACGGAGGUGGCUUCUCAAGUUCCAAGGAGUUUCCCGAUGAGGUUCUGCGGUUUGUGCGUUCCCACCCUGUGAUGUAUCGCCCUGUCUUUCCACACCGCGGGAGGCCUGUGCUGCUGCAGACAGAGACAGGCGGGAGAAAGCUGACCCAGAUCGCCGUGGACAGAGUCCAAGCGCAGGACGGACAAUAUCAUGUCCUCUACAUCGGCACCGACGACUCGGUGGUGUUAAAAGUAAUCACCAUCUACAACAAAGACACAGACACUAUGGAGGAGGUGCUGCUGGAGGAGCUGCAAGUAUUUAAGGUGCCAGCACCAAUCAGAGAGAUCAUAAUAUCACCUAAACGGCAGCGGCUGUAUGUCGGGUCAGAAGCGGGUGUGGCCCAAGUCGCACUGCAUCAGUGUGACCUCUAUGGCUCAGAAUGCGCCGAUUGCUGUCUGGCCAGAGACCCUUACUGUGCCUGGGAUGGUCUCACCUGCACCAGAUACUACCCUGCUGGAAUUUACACCAAAAGCAGAAGAUUCAGACGGCAGGACGUUCGCCAUGGCAACGCUGUCCAGCUGUGCAAUGGGCUGCAAAUUGAGGAUGAACAAUGGCAGCGAGCCGAGGAGAGGCUGGUGUACGGUGUGGAGAGCAACAGCACUUUACUCGAGUGUGUCCCUCGAUCACUUCAAGCCACGGUCCUCUGGUUCCUGCAAAAAGACGGAGAGAAACACGAGGUUCGAGGUGAUGAGCGAGUUAUCGUCACCUCCCACGGGCUGCUGUUUCUGCGAGUGAGAAGCUCCGACGCCGCCGUGUACGUUUGCCAGACCGUGGAGCACGGAUACGUGCACACGUUGUUACGCGUCUCUCUGCGCGUACUCAGUGGCGAACGGGUGGAGUCAGCAAUCCACCAAGCCGACGACGGGGAAGCGGCCAAAUCUGCACUUCCGUGCCCCUCCUUCAUGGGCCCCCCCCCAGAUCCCAGCGUUAGCCCGAAGGCUCGAGGGCCGUCAGCGGUCUCGGGCCCCCACUCCAGGUUGUGGUACAAGGAGUUUCUCCAGCUCAUCGGCUACGGGGAUGCACAGAGGGUGGAGGAGUACUGUGAGAGAGUGUGGUGCUCUGAUAAAAAACGCAAAAAGGGCAAACGGAAGUAUUCUCCUCCGAGUGGCGAGAGGAGAGGGAAGGGCAGAGGAGAGGAGAAUUCCCACCGAGCGCCGAGGCACACCGCGGACACCUGAGGAGGACAGAGCUCCACUAAACACGCACACACACAUGCAUGUGCACGAACACACUCGAGAGGUGGAACUCAAUCUUUGGUUGCACCAUAUAAAGGCUUUUCACUUUGUUUUUAACCACGGUAGUAAGAGAAUAACAGUAGUAGGUUGCUGUAGCGAGCUGUCUAGGGGUUCUAGGGAUAUUCAUCAUUGGUCUGACGUUGAUGUUUCACUUAUUUCAAAAUGCAAGAUUUUGCCUUUUUGUAUAGAUAAACUGAUUAUGUGGUUAAAACCCUGUGUAAAUAUGUCAGUGUCAGGGCAGUAGAGGACACACGAGGAGAUGGAGGACAGACUGUCUCUGAUCUGUAGAGAGAUAUAUGAAGAGAAUAUAACGGUGGACCGAUCCAGCCCAGCAGUCAAUCCGAAUGGACACAGACGUUACCACAGCAGACACGAGGCGUCAUUCAAUGGCUCACAACGAUGAACUCUUACUGUAUUAUUAUGAGAGAAAGCUCUGUUCAUGCUAAAGGCCUACUAUCGUUUUUUUUGUUGGUACUAUGAUAACUUAUUUUCUCGGUUCAUGCUUGGAGUUCCGUAGUUGUUUUUAGUUGUCACAAACUGGAAACUAUAUUGAUGUUGUUUUUGUACAGUAAAUAAUGUCUUUAGGUUUAUGAUGAUGAACCAUACACUCAAUGCUGCAAUUCCACUAUCACUGAUAGUUGAGUCAUGUUUUAGUAAUAAUAAUGCCCUCCAUGGAAUCAUUACUAUUCAAGCACUCGUGAAAACUGUUUCAGUAGAUGAAAAGUAUUCCUAUUAGAGAAGAUUUUUGUAAGUGUCAUUUACAUCAACGGACCAACUCUACCAACAGUAUUGUGCAUUGUAUAUUGUAAUCAACCAACAUCCGAGGGGGGUCUUUGUGUGCAAAUUUAGAAACUAUAACUGUAUUCAUUCUUCUCUCUCUCUCUCUCUCUCUCUCUCUCUCCCUCUCUCUCCCUCUCUUUCUCUCUCUCUUUCUCCCUCUUCUUUGUUUGUCUGAAACAAUGUUGCAAAUGGAUUCAUAAUUACUUAUCAUUCAGCCUCAUGAAUAUUCAGUUAACUGAGAUGACAGAAAUAUUAAAUAACUGAAUACAAUCAUGACAGUAAAAUACAAUGUAGUGUUUUGGGAUCACUUUUUACCUGGUUUUAUUCCCUGUUUUCAUAAUGGGGUAAACAUAUUUAAUAGAGCCAUUCAUCAUUCUCCUUAAAUAUUCUUUAUCUCAGAGCCUUGUCUUAGAUUGAACAUGUUUUAUCUGCUAUACCUGUUUUAAUUACCUGCCAUUAAAAAAAUGGAACAUCCUA